AUGCAGGGCACUUUGUCCGUUUGGCUAGCCAAACGCGGGCUGGUUCAUAGAUCGUUGGGCUUCGAUUACCAAGGAAUAGAGACUUUACAAAUAAAGCCCGAAGAUUGGCAUUCUAUUGCUGUAAUUUUAUAUGUAUAUGGUUACAAUUAUUUACGUUCCCAAUGUGCCUAUGAUGUGGCACCAGGUGGCCUCUUAGCCAGUGUGUAUCAUCUUACGAGAAUAGAAUAUGGUGUCAAUCAAGCGGAAGAAGUUUGCAUAAAAGUAUUUACUCACAGGAGUAAUCCCAGAAUUCCAUCUGUUUUCUGGGUUUGGAAAAGUACGGAUUUUCAAGAACGGGAAUCUUAUGAUAUGUUAGGAAUCACUUAUGAUAGCCAUCCGCGGCUGAAACGGAUCUUAAUGCCCGAAAGUUGGAUAGGGUGGCCUUUACGUAAGGAUUAUAUUGCCCCCAAUUUUUAUGAAAUACAAGAUGCUUAUUGA
Molecule: messenger RNA, 477 nt
Organism: Brassica napus (rape)
Lineage: Eukaryota; Viridiplantae; Streptophyta; Magnoliopsida; Brassicales; Brassicaceae
Source: the annotation of a RefSeq genome assembly